Galendromus occidentalis (western predatory mite) is the source of this 1885-nucleotide messenger RNA. RefSeq names its product amine oxidase [flavin-containing]. NCBI's taxonomy places the organism in Eukaryota, Metazoa, Arthropoda, Arachnida, Mesostigmata, Phytoseiidae. The coding region runs from base 117 to 1721 and encodes 534 amino acids. Gene Ontology annotation, molecular function: primary methylamine oxidase activity; flavin adenine dinucleotide binding. Gene Ontology annotation, cellular component: mitochondrion. The record is from RefSeq and is a predicted model, not a curated record. The transcript has 11 exons.
AGUGACACUCGCCUCCCUCUGCGGUCCGCGUGUCUUCCAGUGUAUUCCAACAGUUCGUCACUCUGAAAUCUCGGUGGUCUCUCGUCCCGGAGUGAGCCUUGAGCUUCAAUCAAGCGAUGCCAGCAGACAAUCCUGUUAUCGUCAUCGGAGCCGGCGUCAGCGGUUUGGCCGCGGCUAGAGAAUGUCUGAAACGAGGCCAAGAAGUUAUUGUACUCGAAGCGCGGGACCGAGUUGGAGGGAGAACAUUCACCCAACAGGGAGACCAAUAUGGCUACGUGGACAUUGGCGGGGCUUAUGUCGGUGCAACCCAAAACUACCUACUGAGGACGCUACAGGAGCUCAACCUGGCUGAUAAAUUAUACAGAAUCUACGUGGAAAACGACUUCGUUUUCCUUAGCAAUGGAAAACGCUACCUGUUCCCAGCGGAAGACUUCCCCCAUUUCUGGAAUCCGUUCGCUGAAAUGGACGUGAAUAACUUGUUCCGGACCAUGGAUGACAUGGGCAAGGAAAUCCCCAGCGAAGAUCCUUGGAACGCUCCCCACGCGGAAGAAUGGGAUAAAAUGACCUUCAAGGAAUUCAUCGAUCAGACCUGCUGGACGAAGGCUGCCCGUGAGUUUGCCGAAUUCUUCGUUCAGAUCAACGUUACCUCUGAGGCUUAUGAAUCUUCCUUGCUCUGGUUCCUGUGGUAUGUCAAGCAGUGCGGAGGCGUCAAACGUAUCGUCUCUGUGAAGGGUGGAGGCCAAGAGAUGAAGAUGAAGGGAGGAAUGCAGCAGCUCAGUGAAAAAAUGUCCAAAUCUCUGGAAGAUCGUGUUCGUCUCGGACACCCAGUCACCUCAGUUGAGCAGACCGGCGAAGGCGUCGUCGUUCGCUGUGUCAAUGGGGAGUCCUUCCACGGGUCCCACGUGAUCUUGGCCAUGGCCCCGCCGAUGCAGAUGAAGAUACAUUUCUCACCUUCUCUCGGUGCUCUCCGAAACCAGCUGAACCAGAGGAUGCCGAUGGGAUCCGUCUGGAAGCUUCAAGUGUACUACAAGACCCCAUUCUGGAGGGACAUGGGAUAUUCUGGAUCUGUUCUGACGACUCCCUCUGAAGAAUACUCUCCGGUUACUUACACCGUCGACGACACCAAGCCCGACGGCAAGUACCCAUCCAUCAUCGGUUUCAUGCCGGGCGAUCGCGCCCGGAAACUCCUGGCCCUUACUCCACAGCAACGAUGCGACAUGCUCAAGGAAACUUACAACAGAGCCUUCAAGACCACGAAAGCGAACGAUGUCGUCCACUACAUCGAGCACAAUUGGAUGGAAGAGGAGUACACCGGCGGAUGCUACACUUGCAUGAUGCCGCCAGGGCUGCUAACUACCUUCCGAGACACACUCCGCAAGCCAGUGGGAAGAGUCCACUUCGCGGGAACGGAGACCGCUUGGGAAUGGUCGGGAUAUCUCAACGGAGCCAUCAUGGCGGGCGAACGGGCUGCGAAAGAGAUUCUGCACAAUCUCGGUCGCAUUGACAAAGCUACGAGAGACGCUCCCGAGCCCGAGAAUCACCUCAUUCCGAUCGAAGACUUCAGUAACACCUUCUACGAGACGUAUCUCCCAUCGGUACCGGCGUUCCUGAAAAUCGCCGGCGUCGCAACCGUGGCCGGAGCGAUGCUCUAUGUACAUACGAGGGAAUCGGGACCUUGUAUCUUCCUCAAUCUCCUCAGAUUCGGCAAGUUCGGGCAGUAAGCUCUAGUCGUGAUCGAUUUCCCCGGAGAGAGAUGGCGCCAGAUCUCCGGUUGCUCAAUAUUUUUUCAUGUUCUGCGAUGAAGCGUUGAGUCGCGAGCUCAGCAUGCUCCAUCGGAGGGGAGUAAAUUGUUCUGAUUGGAUGCUUCGAAAUAAAAAGAAAAAGC